CGCUGAAAUAUAUGGACCGACUGUGCUGCAUGUCGCAAUUUUCAGACUUGACAGUCGACUCGUGUCUUAUUUCUUGGAAGACAUCACUCCAAGCUUCGACUUCACCGGCGAGUUUCAUCGGGAUAAACUGCGAACAGACUGGAAAAAGAAGACAUUCAACUGCGAACAGACUGGAAAAAGAAGACAUUCUGCGUGUGUCCAAAAAGAGACGAUUCCGGUAGUCACUAUUGAAAGAAGCUGUCAGUUUUUUCAACGGAAAGGCUUAGACAAUGACAGACGCGGUCUGAUUUGUUCCGGGAAGUUUAUAGAAAGCCAAUUUCCUUCAAUUUCAAGAUUGCAAGAAAGUUAAACGAUAAUCCUCUGAGAUGGAUUCAAGCGAGAAGAAAGUGACCUUCCCACUGAUGCUGGCUGUUGGAGCUGCUGUGAUUGGCUCGCUGCAGUUCGGCUACAACACCGGUGUCAUCAAUGCACCACAGAAGACCAUCGAGCAGUUCCUGAACGAGACGUGGUUUGAGCGCUACCAGGAGCCCAUCUCCAAGACGUCCCUCACCACCCUGUGGUCUGUGUCCGUAGCCAUCUUCUCUGUCGGAGGAAUCUUUGGCUCCUUCUCUGUUGGACUGUUCGUUAACCGCUUCGGAAGGAAGAGGUCCAUGCUGAUGGCUAACUCGCUGGCCUUCAUCUCGGCAGCCCUCAUGGGUUUCUCCAAGCUGGGUGGCUCGUGGGAGAUGCUGAUCCUGGGCCGCUUUGUGGUGGGGCUGUACUCUGGCCUAUCCACAGGGUUCGUGCCCAUGUACGUGGGGGAGGUGGCUCCCACUGCCCUGAGGGGGGCCCUGGGCACCCUGCACCAGCUGGGCAUCGUGGUGGGGAUCCUCAUGGCACAGGUGUUUGGUAUGGAGGCUCUCCUGGGGAACGCGGCCCUGUGGCCCUUCCUGCUGGGCUUCACCUUCCUGCCUGCGGUGCUGCAGUGCAUCCUGCUGCCCUUCUGCCCAGAAAGCCCCCGCUACCUGCUCAUCAACAAGAACGAGGAGAGCAAGGCCAAGACCGCUCUGAAGAAGCUGAGAGGGACGUCUGAUGUUGGCGCGGCGAUGCAGGAGAUGAAGGAGGAGAGCCGUCAGAUGAUGAGGGAGAAGAAGGUGACCAUCCCAGAGCUGUUCCGCUCUCCUCUUUACCGCCAGCCCAUCCUCAUCGCCAUCAUGCUGCAGCUCUCCCAGCAACUGUCAGGCAUCAACGCUGUGUUUUAUUACUCCACCAGCAUCUUUGAGAAAGCGGGCGUGGCCCAGCCGGUCUACGCCACCAUCGGCGCCGGCGUGGUCAACACGGCCUUCACCGUGGUGUCGCUGUUUGUGGUGGAGCGGGCGGGGCGCAGGUCCCUCCACCUGCUGGGGCUGAUGGGGAUGGCCGGCUCUGCUGUCCUCAUGACCAUCGCUCUGGCUCUGCUGGACCAGCUGCCCUGGAUGUCGUACAUCAGCAUCGUGGCUAUCUUCGGCUUUGUGGCGUUCUUUGAGAUCGGCCCCGGGCCCAUCCCCUGGUUCAUCGUGGCUGAGCUGUUCUCCCAGGGGCCGCGGCCCUCGGCCUUCGCUGUGGCCGGCUUCUCCAACUGGACCGCCAACUUCAUAGUGGGCAUGUGCUUCCAGUAUGUGCUGGAUCUGUGUGGCCCCUACGUGUUCGUCAUCUUUACAGUGCUCCUGCUAUGCUUCUUCGUCUUCACCUACUUCAAGGUCCCGGAGACCAAGGGCCGCACCUUUGACCAGAUCUCCUCCGGCUUCCGCCAGUCGGCUGGCGGCAGGGAAAAACACUCCCCCGAUGAGCUCAACAGCCUUGGGGCCGACUCCCCGCUCUGAGCCUCCCCCCUCUGCUAUCUCCACCCAUCACUUCUCCCCCCAUCACCUCUCCCCCCAUCACCUUUCCCCCCAUCACCUCUCCCCCAUCACCUUCCCCCUCCGCCUCAAGGAGAGUCGGGGGAGGAGAGGCCCUCCUCUCUACUGACUGAUGUAACUACUGACACUUUUAUGUCCUCUACACCUGAUGCCCCCCAGCCCCCUCCCUCCUGACGCCCCCACAGCACAGAUGGCACUAGGACCUGGCAGACCAGGGGGAGUGGUGGUUCAUGGGGGAGGAGCCUAGGGCAGCUGGGGAAGACAUGGUUCUUUUUUAAAGAAAACAAGAUAUUAACCAAGGUUGAUUGUUUUUUGGGGGGUCAGCAACCAUUUUGUUUCAUGGAAAUGCUUGAUGUUCCUUCCCCCUCCCCCCUCCUGUGUUACUGUAUCUGUUUAGUCUGCAGCCUCUGCUGCCGAGAAUGAAGUUCAACAGGGUUCUCUGUGUCCUGCUCUGAGAGGAUCAAGACUGUCUCUCCUCAACACCAUCUCUGGGUGCCCUGAAUCAUGCCGUACACCGUGUCACGUGACGCUUGUGUCACGUGACGCUUGUGUCAUGUGACGGUCAGUUAAAGACAAAACACAACCUAGUUUACAGACGAGCUGAAACGGCAUCUCCAGGGUUCAGUGUAAUUACGUACCUCCUGAGGUAAACAUGAUCAAGUACUUCCUGAGGUAAACAUGAUCAAUUACCUCCUGAGGUAAACAUGAUCGAGUACUUCCUGAGGUAAACAUGAUCAAGUACUUCCUGAGGUAAACAUGAUCAAGUACUUCCUGAGGUAAACAUGAUCAAGAGAUGGCCAUAACAUUUGGAGGAAUUAGAUUUUAUAGUGGCGAACAUUCUAAGGUGUCACGCUGUUGUUGGCUAGCUAGCGAAAGAAUAGAUGUGUUCGACUUCAUGCAGCGUCGAGGCUAGGUCACUGUGACGUAUCCAUCAAAGUACCGUGAGAUCGAUUCGAGAACUGCCGGCUGUGUAGCCGAGCGCAUUUUCUCAAGAGCAACUGCACGGGCUCGCUAUUUCAUGAUUGGCCAGACUCACACACAACAAUUUUGACGCGUGUUUUGUAUUUAUUCUGACACCUUCAGUUUCGCCAAUGCUCAAAGCCUCCUCACUAACGGAAGCACUCAUCAUAUUUUGUUUUACAAAAAGAUUUAAUAUUGUCAGUUGUUGGAAAUGUUUUGGCAUAUUUUGUUAAAUAGGUGUACAUUAGUGCCAAGGAUGGGAUCUAAAAGAGAUUAAAAUACAUUUUAUAUUUCAGCUCAACAUUAACGUCAGACUGACAUGUAAAAUCCAAAUCAGAUUCACAAAGCCAGCGGUGUCCUUAAAGGGUUUCCUGACCAGUGAUCAACCAGGAAGCAGUAUGAGAUGUUACCAGGCAUGUGCUUCACGUGUCUCCUGUAUGAAGCUCACAUCACAUGUUAGUAAGAGGCCGUUAUCGUCCUGUGUCCGUCUCCCACGGUUACAGGUCGCAUCUUUCCAAACAGGGACCAAAACGUCUGUGUCUCUCUGCCUUAACAGAGCCUUCCUCUUGUUUUCUUCUUCCUGAAAGUGCUUCUUCCACCCUCUAGGGGGCAGCGUUUCUCUGCCCCCAGCCCCAGCCUGUGCUGCCUUGUGGGGUUUGUCCUGUAAAGGCCAGUUCACACCACUCCAUCAACGUCUAACAAACGCCAAACAUUCUACUGCUGGGUUUAGAAUGUUUGGAAACAUGACUGUAAUUUUCACACUGCCCUAACAAACACCAAUAGGGGUAUCACACCACACCAACACAACCCACACCUACUGGCUGUUGGUGUUUGUUUGUUAGUGUUUGUUUCAGCUGUGUGAACUGGCCUUAACACCCCAGAGCCUUCUUCAAAUUCUCGACAACAUUCUCUUUGUUGGAAGAUGUCACUUCUAGUCGCAGAGUUGCCUUACAUCAGUCACAGGUGUUUCUCAGUGACCUGGCCAGUCAGAGCUCUGAGGUGUCUCUCAGUGACCUGGACAGUCACUGUGUGGCUGUUCUGGUUGUCUUCACAGACAGUAAACACAACUGCUGCCUGCAUCAACUCUGUCCUCAUGCCCUAGUUACUGUCUGACUGCUCUGUCCUCAUGCCCUAGUUACUGUCUGACUGCUCUGUCCUCAUGCCCUAGUUACUGUCUGACUGCUCUGUCCUCAUGCCCUAGUUACUGUCUGACUGCUCUGUCCUCAUGCCCUAGUUACUGUCUGACUGCUCUGUCCUCAUGCCCUAGUUACUGUCUGACUGCUCUGUCCUCAUGCCCUAGUUACUGUCUGACUGCUCUGUCCUCAUGCCCUAGUUACUGUCUGACUGCUCUGUCCUCAUGCCCUAGUUACUGUCUGACUGCUCUGUCCUCAUGCCCUAGUUACUGUCUGACUGCUCUGUCCUCAUGCCCUAGUUACUGUCUGACUGCUCUGUCCUCACGCCCUAGUUACUGUCUGACUGCUCUGUCCUCAUGCCCUAGUUACUGUCUGACUGCUCUGUCCUCAUGCCCUAGUUACUGUCUGACUGCUCUGUCCUCAUGCCCUAGUUACUGUCUGACUGCUCUGUCCUCAUGGCCUGGACUGCUGUGUCUUCCGCUUUGACAAACUGCCCCUUCUUUGAGACUUUUUUUUUCUACUUGUUGGAAAAAAGAAUUUUGCUGCACUUUAUCCUCAACAAGGCUGGUUGUUCCAUCUCUGAAGAUCCUGUGGCAUGUGGACAGGGCCUUUGAGCUGUAUCAUCCAGCAGUUACAGAGACACUGAUGACGGCUACCGCAAUAACAUACCCUGUCUGACGCUGCUUGGCUUGUCUGGUGAAACACCCACAUGCACAGGCAGGAACACACCAGGGGGAACUGGAGGGUUAGGGUACACAGCCCAGUGCAAUCUAAACUUCCAUGACACAUUGUGUGUGAUGGCUCUGUUCACAUGCCUGUCCAUGAUUGUGUGUGUGCACAAGUGUGUAUGUGCAUGUUUUUCUGUGUGUGCGAGGGAUGUGUGUGUGACUGAUGUGUGUUCACACGGCUGUGUGUGUGACAACGAUAUGUUCACACUGGACUCUGGAUGGAAAGCACAGCAUCCUGGUGCCUUGUUCGUUCAGGAUGACCAGUGAGUUACUGUCCAACAUCCACAUGAGAAGAUGUGACUGUUAGAUGGACAGCUGGUUAAUGUUCUUUCAGACAGAGAUACGUGACAACAUGUCUGGUGUUGAUGUCAUCACACUCGUCACUGUUUAGAAAUCACUGUUCGCCUUUCAACACAAGAAAAUAUCAACGCACACCAUCACCUGAUCUACUGUUAAUAUUAGAAGAUAGCGGACCGAAAUGUAUAAACUACUUUGUAGAGAUGAAUAUUACUAGUAUUUUAUGUUCUAUGUCUAUUACGGAUAUAGUAAACCAGCCUACCUACUUUUUUCUCCGAUUUCUUUUGCUAUCUGGAGAUAUAUAUUGAAAAAGAAAUUUUUAAAACUAACACAAUCUUACUUCAGCGUGGCAUCGGACUGUUGAAGGAUAACUUUUGUAUUUAUUAGAAACUGUAAAUUAUUAGUUGUUUUUUUUUUUCCUCCAAAUUUAGUACAAGUGUACAUGGAACUCGUGUAAGCGCCUUUCCACCAGGGAGAGAAUUCAUCCGCGAGGUCUGAAAGUGCAGUUGUUUUGUUUCUAUGCUCAGACGUGUUUGAUCAGAUGUGUAAAUCAAUAAAACAAUUCAGGCACA
Hypomesus transpacificus is the source of this 5567-nucleotide messenger RNA. RefSeq names its product solute carrier family 2, facilitated glucose transporter member 1-like. Gene Ontology annotation, cellular component: basolateral plasma membrane; apical plasma membrane. The coding region runs from base 366 to 1841 and encodes 491 amino acids. The transcript is spliced from 10 exons. Gene Ontology annotation, biological process: response to insulin; monosaccharide transmembrane transport. The record is from RefSeq and is a predicted model, not a curated record. Gene Ontology annotation, molecular function: hexose transmembrane transporter activity. Lineage: Eukaryota; Metazoa; Chordata; Actinopteri; Osmeriformes; Osmeridae.